Entamoeba dispar SAW760 is the source of this 1731-nucleotide messenger RNA. RefSeq lists its product as uncharacterized. The record is from RefSeq and is a predicted model, not a curated record. Gene Ontology annotation, molecular function: iron-sulfur cluster binding; acyltransferase activity, transferring groups other than amino-acyl groups. Lineage: Eukaryota; Evosea; Mastigamoebida; Endamoebidae. Gene Ontology annotation, cellular component: elongator holoenzyme complex; nucleus; cytoplasm. The coding region runs from base 1 to 1731 and encodes 576 amino acids. Gene Ontology annotation, biological process: tRNA wobble base 5-methoxycarbonylmethyl-2-thiouridinylation. The transcript has a single exon.
AUGAAAUCCAACGUUAUUAGAGGGCGUAAAGGUCCUGCUAAGUAUGGAAGAAAUUCUGUUCAAUUUGUUGCAUGCAUUAAUGAAAUUGUUCAAGUGAUGAUUGACUUAUAUGAAAAAGGUGAAGAAAUUAAUUUAAAUAAAUUAAAGUCUCAAAUGGCUCAAAAACAUAAUUUACAUACAGCACCUAAACAAGUUGAUAUUAUCGCCGCUAUUCCUGAUUCUCAUCGUCCAUUUCUUCUUCCUAUUGUUAAAUCAAAACCAGUUCGUACUGCUUCAGGUAUUGUUGCUAUUGCUGUAAUGUGUAAACCACAUCGUUGUCCAAACAUUAGAACUAACGGUGAUUCAUGUGUUUAUUGUCCCGGUGGUUGUGAUUCUGAUUUUGAAUAUUCUACACAAUCUUAUACUGGUUAUGAACCAACUUCUAUGCGUGCUGUUCGUGCAAGAUAUAAUCCAUAUAUUCAGUCAAGAUCAAGAGUAGAGCAACUUCAAAAACUUGGUCAUAGUGUUGAAAAAGUUGAGUAUAUUAUUAUGGGAGGUACAUUCCUUUCUAUGGAUAAACAUUAUAGAGACUCUUUUAUUCUUGGGUUAUUUGAUGCAUUAUCAGGACAUGUCUCAUCUACUGUUGAAGAGGCAGUACAUUAUGGAGAAAAUUCUAAAGUAAAAUGUGUUGCUUUAACUAUUGAAACACGGCCUGAUUGUUGUUCAGAGGAUCAUAUAAGAGAAAUGUUUAGAUAUGGAACAACUCGUUUAGAAAUUGGAUUACAAUCAAUUUUUGAAGAUAUUUGUAAAGAAUGUAAUAGAGGACAUACUGUUCGAGAUUGUAUUGGAUGUUAUAAGAGAUUAAAAGAUGCAGGAUAUAAGAUUGUUACUCAUAUGAUGCCAAAUCUUCCAGGUGUACCACCUGAAAGAGAUGUUUUUACAUAUAGUGAAAUGUUUAGUGAUGGGGCAUAUCAAUGUGAUGGAUUAAAGUUAUAUCCAUGUCUUGUUAUUCGUGGAACUCGUUUAUAUGAAAUGUGGAGAAAAGGACAUUAUCAUUCAUAUACAUCUGAAGAAACUAUUGAUGUCCUUUCACGUAUUCUUGCAUUAAUUCCACCUUGGGUAAGAGUGCAUCGUAUUCAAAGAGAUAUUCCAAUUCCAUUAGUUUCUGCUGGUGCUGAUAAAGGUAAUUUAAGAGAAUACGUUCAACGUCAAAUGGAUGCUAAUAAUUGGCCAUGUAGAGAUACUAGAACUAGAGAAGUUGGUAUUGCUGCUCUACAAGGUAAACCAGGAAAGAAAAUUAAAUGUGUAAAAGAUAUUGAAUUGAUAAGAAGAGAUUAUGUUGGUUCUGAUGGAUGGGAAACAUUCUUAUCAUAUGAAGACCCAGAAAAUGAUUUAUUAAUUGGAUUGUUAAGACUUAGACUUCCAACUGAUGAAAAGUUUAUGCCAGAACUUAAAGGAAAAACAUCAAUCAUAAGAGAAUUACAUGUUUAUGGUACUUCUAUUCCAGUUAAUACUAAGAAUUUAAAUCAGUUCCAACAUAUGGGUUAUGGUGCUUUACUUAUUCAAGAAGCUGAAAGAAUUGCUAGAGAAGAGCAUGGAAGUGAUAAAAUUGUUAUUAUUUCUGGUGUUGGAGUACGGCACUAUUAUAGAAAAUUUGGUUAUACUUUAGAUGGUCCAUACAUGGCCAAAUCAUUAAAUGAAGAUCAUCCACAAUUACAAGAUAUCAGAAGAUUUAAUGAUUAUGAAAAUUAA